AUGAAGUACGCUCUUGCUGCAGCUCUGAUUCUUCAGGGUACUACCGUACUUGGUAGCCUUCUACCUGUUCACUUCAAGGCACCUUCUCCCGCACAUUUCCUCGAUAUUGUGAACAAUGGCACAUACGAUCUGGGCUGCAGACCGAAGGCAGUUCCAUCCGAGCAGGGCCAUUUCGAGCUUCAUGCUCUGCUGACCGAGGACCAAAUCGCGUACCUGUCCAAGGAGUACGAGAACUCUGAGGAGAUCAGCCUACAUCGCCGGGAUCUUACCAAGAGGGCCGCCGAUGCUCCGAUAGGUAGUGGCGACCGCUGGCAGGGUGGUGCCGUUACACCAUCUGGUCUUGGCACUAAGGCUGCUGGUACGACUAUCAGCAGCAUCAUGAAUGUCAACGAGAUCAACUCAGCCAUCAAGGGUCUUGUAAGCGGAUACGGUAUCAGCACCGUCACACUCCCAUUCAGGACCUUCAACGGGGCUACGCAAACCGCCGGAUAUGUCGGCGCCGGUACAGACAAGUCCAAGUACCGCCUCUACCUGUCUGCUGGCAUGCACGCACGCGAACGUGGAGGCCCUGAUCAGCUCAUCUACUGGAUCUCGGAUCUUUUAGCCGCAAACAAGGCUGGAACCGGCCUCAAGUACGGUAGCAAGACUUACACCAAUGCCCAAGUCAAGAGCGUCCUCGCUGCCGGUAUCGUCUUCUUCCCCCUCGUCAACCCAGAUGGUGUCGCAUACGACCAGUCAUCCGGCUCACUGUGGCGCAAGAACCGCAACACUCGGUCCGGCACUAGCGGCGCCUCAGUCGGCGUAGACAUCAACCGCAACUUCGAUUUCCUCUGGAACUUCAGGAAGUACUUCGACCCCUCCACAUCUCCUGCUUCUACCUCGCCUAGCUCAGAAGCGUUCUACGGUUCAGCUGCUGCAUCUGAGUCGGAGACCAAGAACCACGUCAGUAUCUACGAUUCAUUUCCCAAGAUCAGGUGGUUCAUGGAUAUCCACUCCGCCACUGGCGACAUCUUGUACAACUGGGGCGACGAUGAACUGCAGAGCACCAGCACAACGAUGAACUUCCUUAACAGCGCAUACGAUGGAAGGAGAGGCCGUCUCGGCGAUACAACAUACAAGGAGUACAUGCCCUCGGCUGAUGCGACAAACAUCAGGAACGUUGCUGCUAAGACUGCUACUGCGAUGCGCGCCGUGGGCGGACGAUCUUACACCUCGAUGCAAUCAGUUGGCCUCUAUGCUACAUCUGGUGCUUCAGACGACUACGCUGCUAGCCGCGUGUACGCCAAGUCUGGUGCUAACAAGGUCCACGGAUUCACCAUGGAGUUUGGAUACAGCACCAACUUCUACCCAACACUGCCCGAGUUCAACACCAACAUCCUUGACACCAACGCUGGAUUCAUGGACUGGGCACUUGCUGCAAUUGCCGUUGGUCUUGAGUAG
Alternaria atra is the source of this 1440-nucleotide messenger RNA. RefSeq lists its product as uncharacterized. Gene Ontology annotation, molecular function: zinc ion binding; metallocarboxypeptidase activity. The coding region runs from base 1 to 1440 and encodes 479 amino acids. NCBI's taxonomy places the organism in Eukaryota, Fungi, Ascomycota, Dothideomycetes, Pleosporales, Pleosporaceae. The record is from RefSeq and is a predicted model, not a curated record. The transcript has 3 exons. Gene Ontology annotation, biological process: proteolysis.